This is a messenger RNA of Hydractinia symbiolongicarpus, 2952 nucleotides long. RefSeq names its product DNA replication licensing factor mcm4-A-like. The coding region runs from base 16 to 2799 and encodes 927 amino acids. The transcript has 21 exons. Gene Ontology annotation, biological process: DNA strand elongation involved in DNA replication; double-strand break repair via break-induced replication; DNA replication. Lineage: Eukaryota; Metazoa; Cnidaria; Hydrozoa; Anthoathecata; Hydractiniidae. Gene Ontology annotation, cellular component: MCM complex; nucleus. Gene Ontology annotation, molecular function: ATP binding; single-stranded DNA binding; ATP hydrolysis activity. The record is from RefSeq and is a predicted model, not a curated record.
UUAGCCCAGUGCUAAAUGAAGUCGUGGCCAAACGUCUGUACACAACUGAUCAAGCAAAAAAGUAAUCAAGACAAAAAUUUCCCGCGUUUAGGAAAAGAUCAAUGUUUUGUUUUUGCAAAGCUACAUUUUCUUGUUUUCCAGUUCAGUUUAUGUUACUGUAGGAGAAUGCCUGCAACUCCAAAACCAGCAAAGAAACGACAAAGAGCAGAAACUCCACAAUCUGCCGCAUCUACAAGAUCUAGGCGUUCAAGCCGGAAGGGUAGCACAAAAUCAGAUGAUUUAUCGUCUGAAGAGCAAUCUAAAGAUGCACCACCUGCACAACGAAGACGAGUAAAUAAUGAUGGUGCUUCAUCACCCCUUCCGUUGGCCCCAACAUCCCCUAACACAUCUCAGCAAGAACAUGACCAAUCUCUGCAAAGCCGAACUGGAUUACUAAACACUAGUGAGAUGGAUAUGGAAAGUUCUCCUUUAAAUUAUGGAACACCAGCCUCGUCUCGAAUUGGGAGUGUUUCUAGAGGAACGCCCCAUGGUACUCCACUGCGAAGUGAUAUUAGAAGUGUAAGAAAACUAAAACAAGUAAAUGUAGGUGGAAGUGAACAGACUGAUACUAAUGACCCAGCUGUCUCCAGUGAAGCUCAAGCAGAACCAAAACUUGUCAUUUGGGGGACUGAUGUUGUGGUGUCAGAAACAAAAGAUAGAUUUCGUCAAUUCUUACUGCGCUUCAUUGACGAAGAAACAGAUGAAACCUCUGGAGGUUAUGACUCGUCAAGGCCGUUGUAUUUACAAAAGCUUGAAGAGAUCAGCGUUACAGAGAAUCCCUUCUUGAAUGUGGACUGCAUUCACCUAAAAUCUUAUAAUGCCGAGUUAUAUAGACAGCUAGUGUGCUACCCACAGGAAGUAAUUCCAACAUUUGACAUGACUGUCAAUGAUUUGUUUCAGGAACGUCAUGGUUCCACUGUAUUGGAACAUCAAAUACAGGUUCGAACAUUUAAUGUGGACAAAACAAAAAAUAUGAGAUCCCUUAACCCAGAAGAUAUUGAUCAAAUGAUAACAAUAAGUGGCAUGAUUAUUAGGACAUCAAACAUUAUCCCUGAAAUGAGAGAAGCAUUCUUUAAAUGUCAUGUUUGUCAUGCAACACAGACGAUUGAAAUUGAUCGCGGAACUAUCAACGAGCCAACAUCAUGUCAACAUUGCAACACACAGCAGAGUAUGGGUAUCGUACACAACAGGUCACAGUUUACUGAUAAGCAAAUGGUGAAAAUGCAGGAGUCUCCAGAUGAUAUGCCAGCUGGCCAAACGCCCCAUACUGUUAUUAUGUAUGCAUAUGGGGAUCUCGUUGAUGCUGUCCAGCCUGGUGACAGGGUGACUGUAACUGGUAUUUAUCGUGCUACACCGCUAAGAGUUAAUCCACGAAUGAGGAACAUAAAAGCUGUAUACAAAACCUACAUUGACGUAGUUCAUUUCCGAAAGACAGAUAAAAGAAAGUUGCAUGAGAGAGAUGCUGACGGCCAGGUAACAUUUAGUGCAGAACGUGUUGAAUAUCUCACUGGUCUUUCAAAAAUGUCUGAUAUAUAUGAAAGAUUAUCGAGAGCACUGGCUCCCAGCAUAUACGAGAAUAUCGAUAUUAAAAAAGGGAUCUUGCUUCAACUUUUUGGUGGAACAAAUAAAGAUUUCACAGUUGCAGGAAGAGGAAAAUUUAGGUCUGAAAUUAAUAUUCUUCUGUGUGGAGAUCCAGGUACUAGUAAAUCUCAAUUGUUACAAUAUGUUCACAAUUUGGUACCAAGAGGUCAGUACACGUCAGGUAAAGGUUCAUCUGCAGUUGGUUUGACGGCUUAUGUGACAAGAGACCCUGAAACACGGCAGCUGGUUUUGCAAACUGGAGCGUUAGUUCUGAGCGAUAAUGGUAUCUGUUGCAUCGAUGAAUUCGAUAAAAUGACGGAAGGCACUAGAUCUGUUCUUCACGAAGUUAUGGAACAACAAACACUCUCUAUUGCAAAGGCUGGUAUCAUAUGUCAACUGAAUGCGCGCACCUCCAUCCUAGCUGCUGCCAAUCCGCAAAAAUCUCAGUGGGACCCGAACCUGACAACGGUGGAGAACAUUCAACUCCCGCAUACACUGCUUUCUAGAUUUGACUUAAUUUUCUUGAUGUUGGAUCCACAAGAUGAGCAUUUCGAUCGCCGCUUAGCAACACAUCUCGUUUCUUUAUAUCACAUGACAGAAACCGAAGCAGAAGAGGAAGAUGUAGACAUGAGCACUUUGAAGGACUAUCUUGCGUACGCAAAAAAUAAUAUUUCGCCCAAGUUAAGCGAAGAAGCUUCACAAACUUUGAUCAGUUCUUAUGUUGAAAUGAGAAAGGCUGGGAGCAGUCGCGGUGCUGUUUCUGCGUACCCGAGACAGCUUGAAGCUCUUAUAAGAUUGUCUGAAGCUCACGCCAAAAUGAGAUUUUCUGAAUUUGUGGAAGUCGCCGACGUAGAAGAAGCGAAGAGAUUACAUCGUGAAGCUCUCAAACAAUCUGCAAUGGAUCCAAAGACGGGCAUGAUCGACAUCAACAUUCUCACAACUGGUCUAAGUAUCACAGAUCGAAAGAGACGUAUUGACGCAUCUAAAGCGCUCUUGGAGUUGAUCAAAGGGAAGGGACGUGUGGCUACGCUUAAUUACUUCAAACUGUUCGAAGAGUUUAGAGAACAAACGGAUACGAAAAUAAGUCGUACAUUAUAUGAUGACGCUUUGAAGUUACUGCAAGACGAUGAUUUAAUCAUGAUGGCUGAAGAUAAAAGGACAAUUAGGUUGCUGACUUAAUCGGGUUUCGGGAUAUGCAUCAUCCGUGCCGUGAUUGAUGAUGUUGUUUUGGCUGUACCUGCCAUUUAAUACCGUGGAGAUAAAUUUCCGUAAAAACAUUACAUUUCGUUAUUCUGUAAUAUAGUGUCAAAAAUAUAGCUGCUACUUCGAAUA